UAGCAAAUAUAUAAAUAAAUAACAAAUAUUUUGAAAAUAUAAAAACUAUGUCUUUUCAUCCAAAGAACUGGGUGGAACCAUUAUUUAAUAAAUAAAAAUAUUCAGAUUAAAUAAUAGAAGUCGUCAUAAUAAAUGAAAAAAUGUAGAAUAUCUAAGCGCAAUGUGAUUUGAAAAUCAUAUAGUUUCCAAUAAUCAUAUUUUAAAUAGCAAAGAAAUUUCUAUGUUUCGGAAAAGAAAUAUUUUAUAAAUUGUAAAAAUGUAAAAUGCGUUCGAAAAUAUAAUUAUACAAUAGCGAAGAAGUAUCCUGUAUCGUUUUUAAGAAUUUUUUUGUACAGAGGAAUUAAAAACGCGCGUUUUCAUAAUUUAAACGUUAUUUUUUAUCAAAAUAACAUAUACGUACCUUUUCACAAACACAAGGUCGUUUUCGUAUGUUCACAAGUUUCGUAUCAUUACAAAGAUGAUGAUCAAUCUCUCGUAGACAUAUAAUUUUUAACUUUCGUUUCAAUAAGCGUUGUUAGAAUCAUGGAUAGCAGUAAUAAACUAAUGUCUGUGAAUAUCAUGAACAAAUAUAAUAAUCUAAAAUAUAAUAUAAACAAAAAGGAAGCAUUAAAGAAAAUAUCCAAUUUAUCUUUGGAAUUAAGAAUUUCAGAACCCAAUAACUUCAUCAAUAGAUUGAUCCAAACGGCAUCAAUAAUGCAAGAUAAUUUUUUUCAUUUUGCAGCGAUUUAUGAACAUGAAGAUGUAGUUAAAACUAUUAUUGAUUAUUUAAACUUUUUUGAAGCGAAAUUGAUGUGUGACACAAUGAGUGAAUUCCAUGAUAAAAAUCACUUGAUCGUAUCGUUAAUGAAUACAAUUCAUAAUAUAAGUAAAGAAAAAACAGUGCAAUUAUUUUUGGAAAAUGCUCUCAUCAAAAAUUCGACGCUGCCAGAUAUUAUGCAAGAAUCUAAAAUAAUGUUUACAUGUGAGAAAAUAAAAGACCAGGAUAUUGAAAUGAUACUUCUCGAAGGAUCAGAUUUGUAUGCAAUUAUGAACUGUUUAAAAAUGAAAAAGAUUGUGUCUUCGUUAGAUAGAAUUUGGGUCCAAAAAUCAAUAAAUAAGGAUUUUCAAUGGCAUGUAAAAAAAUAUUUUGGACAUAGUUUAAACGUUCCCAUUGAUAUAUUUCAAUCACAACAAGAAUUACUUACAUCGCAAAACUUGCAUCUCUCUGAAAAGAAGAUACUUUCCAUAUGGACAGAAGAUAUCGUAGGUGCAAGAAAUUUAGCAGGGUCUUUACAGGGAAAUAUUGUAUUCAUAAAUACACAUAUGAAUUUUUGUGCUGGUAUCUUGAUACCUUACACAAAACUAUGCAAAUAUAAACUCUUAUCUCAAGUUGAAUAUAUGAGUGAAAAAUCUAAUAAUACGUGGAUACUAAAUCCAAAAUCAGGUACAAUUUAUAAUCUGUUUUAUGGUGGUAUGUGGCAAAAACCUAUCGAUGAUAUGUAUUGGGAACACAAUGGUAUUUUACUGGCAAAUGCAACAAGAGGAGAUUUUGAGAAAUGUGUUGAGUUAGCUACAGAAGGAUUUAGAAUCUGGACAGAAAAGUCUAUUGAUUCUAAAAUAUGUAUAUUAUCCAAGCUUACGUCAAUAUUACAAACUAAUGAACCUUUAUUAGCGAAUGAAAUAUCUCAUUGGAUAAAAUUGGCAUAUUACUAUAAGAAUCACGUGAAUUGUCAUCAGAAUGACAAAUUUGAAGUAACAAAAAUUCGUAUACCAAAAGGUGUUAUUUUUCUUGAAGAGAAAGAUGCAGUUACUCUAUUUCGCGAGUUAACACAAUGUUUAAUUACUGGCAAUGCUGUCAUUGUGAUAUGUAAUCCAGAUGUAUGCACUUUAGUAAAAUAUUGUGACAUAUUUUCAACAGCAACAAUACCAUCGGGUGUUAUAAAUCUCAUUUCAAGUAAAAUUAUAGCCUACAUGAACUAUGAGAAAAUUCUCGAAAAAUCAAAGCCAAACUCAAUAUAUGAACAACUUACUACAACCAAGCAUAUUGUACUUUGCGUUAAAAUGAAUAAACGUGUGAUAAAUAUAGAGGAAUAUUAUAUCAACCUAGAAUAUAAAAAUAAAGAUAAGAUAGUGGAAUCAGCAGAACAAAUACAUAAUUUAACUUCAAAAUUAUCAUUUAUAGAAACUGAUAAUUUUGCAUAUAGAUUCCUAAAGACAGCAUCAGUAAUGGAAGAGAACUUAAACCUUUUUAUGACAGUGUGCAAACAUGUAGAUUCAGUUCACAGUAUUCUUAAUUAUCUCUUUUAUAAUGGUGCACAUUUUCAGCUUUUUAAUGGUGAAACUUGCCAAAUGCUUGACAUAAUUGGAAAUGUAUUAAUUACCAUCUACUAUAUAUAUCAAGAAUAUGAUAUACAGGCAUUUUUGGAAAAUAUUAUAAACGGGGAAACAAGAUUACAGUGGUAUUUUGAAUAUAAAAAUGGCUUAUUUACAUAUCUGCAGAUUGAAAUAGUACUUUUUGAAGAUUCAGACUUGUAUGCAGUUAUUAAUUGUUUGAAGCUUCAAACAGCCGUGCAUUGUUUAAAGAAAAUUUGGGUCGAAAAAUCAAUAAUACACAAUUUUAUGUGGCAUUUAAUAGAAAAUGUUGGAAAUUUGAACGUUCCAAUACAAACAUUUAAAUCAAAGCAAGAAUUAUUUAUAUCUAGUACAUCUGAGAAUAUGUUAGAGAAAAAUAUUACAAUAAACAUUGUAUCUAUAUGGUCAGAAAAUGUUACAGCUGCAAAAAAUUUUGCAAGAUCUUUAAAUCAAAAUCUUGUAUUUAUAAAUGCGUACAUAGAUUUUCCUGGCAACAUGCUUUUUCUUAGAGAAAUAUUUCAAACAAUAAGUACGUAUUUUGAUUUAACUUUGAUAGACAAAUGUACAAAUAGUUCAAUUGAUCCAACUGCGCAUAAAGGUUUAAAAUACGAUUUAUUUUAUGAUGGCAUGUGGCAAAAACCUAAAAAAAAUACUUAUUGGAUACAUAAUGACAUUUUAUAUGCAACUGCAACUAGUCAAGAUAUUAUAGACUGUAUUGAAUCAGCUAAAAGAGGAUUUAAAAAUUUGAGUACUAUGUCUAAUGAUUCUAGAGCGCAAAUGUUAUCUAAAUUUGCAACCAUAUUAGAAUGCAAUGGGAAAUUUUUAUCAUCCGAAAUAGUAUCUAAAUGGAUCAAUAUGUCAUAUAUUUAUGGAAAAAGGACAAUUAAUUCUAACACUGAAAGAUUUGAAGAAAUAACCAUUUAUAAACCAAAAGGCGUUGUUAUUCUUCACGAGAGCUUUGAAUUUAUUUUCUUUAAAAAAUUAACACAAAAUUUAAUUAUUGGCAAUUCUGUCAUCGUAAUAUGUAAUCCUGAUUUAUAUAAUCUAGUACCAUAUUGCAACAUAUUUAAAAUGUGUGGCAUACCUCCAGGGGUUGUAAAUCUCUUGUCAAUCGAAAAUGCAAUUAAUCAUGAAAAUACUAAUAUUGAUUUGAGUACAGAAAAUUUUGUGACAACACUGUUAAAUUUUACAAUAACGCAAAAUAUUAUAAUUUCUCGUAAAUAAUUGUAAUGAAAUAAAACAUAUGUACUGUAUAUUUAUAGCAGUAAGAAAAAAAUCAAAUAACUUUUCUUUGCCUUAUAUUGUAUUAACGUAUCUCGUAAUUUAGUGUUUUAAAAG
Messenger RNA from Nylanderia fulva, 3669 nucleotides. Lineage: Eukaryota; Metazoa; Arthropoda; Insecta; Hymenoptera; Formicidae. The record is from RefSeq and is a predicted model, not a curated record.